This is a messenger RNA of Rhipicephalus sanguineus (brown dog tick), 2031 nucleotides long. It is a transcript of the gene csul, whose product is annotated as protein arginine N-methyltransferase 5-like. Gene Ontology annotation, biological process: regulation of DNA-templated transcription; peptidyl-arginine N-methylation. The record is from RefSeq and is a predicted model, not a curated record. Gene Ontology annotation, cellular component: cytosol; nucleus. NCBI's taxonomy places the organism in Eukaryota, Metazoa, Arthropoda, Arachnida, Ixodida, Ixodidae.
AUUUCAAUCUGGUGCACCGUCAGUCACUACGCGUCAGGGGUUAAGGUAAACUCUUCGUUGGUAAAAUACGCCUGGCACGCAACGAUUUUGACGCACCGACAUGCACGAGCCGUGCGUUCCGCAGAUGGGCGCCACAGUCAAAAGACGAACGCGCGCGCGCGCGACCAAGAGAACAUCUUUUGCACCCCCGGCUAGUUUAAACAUGGCCGCUCGGGGCAAUGUGUCUUGUGGAGUCGACCUGCACUUUGUUGCGGACCUGCCAGAAGCGAUAAUUUCUGCCGGAAACGCUGGGUACAAAUUUGUGGCAGUGGACAUCAGCCAUCCACGAUCGCGGCAAGAAUUUCUCCGGCCCAAUCCCAAGUCGAUGCCCACACCUUUUGCACGUUCAGACCUUGUAUUACCAUCACAAGAUUGGAGCUCCUUGGUGACCCUGAGGGUUUCCAAAUGGAUUGAUGUGGAUUCGCCUGUUGAAUCCUUCAGGAGAACAUGUGAGAAGGUGCUAUACCAGGAGCUCUGCUUUGCAGCACAUGUGGGUGUGCCAGCCAUUCUUGUGGAUGUGCACAGCAGGCAUUGUGUUAACCUGGCUCGAAUGCUGCACAAUUACAUAAUGGCCUCUACUGCCUACCAGUUGAUGUUCCAGCCUGGCUUGUUAUUCCCAUGGAGGCACCUUCUGUGCAAAGUCAGCGGCACUUGUGCUCCUUGUCCAAAGAGGAUCGUGAGGUGCGACAAUGAUGACAACAACAACCUUGACAGGAUAAGUCAUGACGACGACCCUUGGGAGUGGUGGAAUGUUAUUAGGAGUGUGGCUGGUGCAGAAAAGCGCAUAGGUGUAGCACUUCGGCUGACUGCUGACGUGCCAUCCCCAGAGACGUUACGUCGCUUUGGGGAACCUGUCAGAUGUAUUGUGAUAAGCACCUCAGUCUUCCUGACAAACAGGGGCUUUCCUGUUUUACCCCGAGCUCACCAAGUAGUUAUUCAUCAGUUUUUCAAGCUUGGAAGCCAGCUGAUGGUUGAUGGGAGCUGUCGUCACGAACACAUGAGGCUGUACUAUCAGUACCUUGACCACCUUUACAAUCAUCCUCAUGGUUCUGGGUGCUGGGAGAGGUCCGCUUGUGAGAGCAGCACUGCAUGCUGCUGAGUCAGCUGGCCAGAAGGUUCGGGUCUAUGCAAUUGAAAAGAACCCCAACGCAGUGCUCACGUUACUUACACAAAAGGCUGAGUUAUGGAAGGACCUAGUGACUGUGGUGUCAUGUGAUAUGCGUGAUUUUGAGGCUCCUGAAAAAGCAGACAUUCUUGUCUCUGAGCUGCUGGGUUCCUUUGGAGACAACGAGCUCUCUCCAGAGUGUUUGGAUGGUGCGCAGCGUUUCUUGAAAGAUGAUGGCAUCAGCAUACCUUGCCAGUAUAAGUCAUACCUGGCACCACUUCAGUCUUACAAGCUCUUCACAGAAGUGGCUGCACUAAGGGACAAGGACAAGCAUCCUCUGACUCCCUACGAAGUGCCUUAUGUGGUGCGUCUGCAUAAUGUUACUGAGCUAGCGGAACAUCAGCACUUGUUCACUUUUGUCCAUCCAAACAAAGACAAAACAAUUGACAACAGCCGGUACAAGUUUCUGCGCUUUAAAAUCAAGAAUACCAGUAUCUUGCAUGGUUUUGCAGGAUAUUUUGAUACAGUGCUGUACAAAGAUGUCACCCUGAGCAUCUGUCCAAACUCUCAUUCCCCUGGCAUGUUCAGCUGGUUUCCCAUAUUUUUCCCCAUCAAGGAACCCGUCCGUCUGCACAAGGGUGCUACAGUAGAGGUGCACUUCUGGCGUUGUGUGACUCCACGCAAAGUGUGGUAUGAGUGGCUGGUGUCAGAGCCUGAAGUUGGAACUCUCCACAAUCCAUGUGGUCGCUCAUACACCAUAGGACUUUGACUAAGCAGGCCCUGGUAUGCAAUGUAAAUGUGAAAUGCACAGGCUCAUUUUGUGUUUGUACACUGUUAAGCAACAGUAAAAUGAAAUUUGAAAUGAAAUAAAAAAUUGUAGUGUGUUG